Anopheles cruzii is the source of this 768-nucleotide messenger RNA. RefSeq names its product parkin coregulated gene protein homolog. The record is from RefSeq and is a predicted model, not a curated record. NCBI's taxonomy places the organism in Eukaryota, Metazoa, Arthropoda, Insecta, Diptera, Culicidae. The coding region runs from base 1 to 768 and encodes 255 amino acids. The transcript is spliced from 4 exons. Gene Ontology annotation, molecular function: Hsp70 protein binding; Hsp90 protein binding.
AUGGCCACCAAAUCGUCGUCAGCGUCCUUCCUGUUCGAGGUGCGGUCCCUGUCGGCUGCCCGACCCGUGCGCAGCGUCAAGAGUGCCUCGUCUGCGCUCCGCCCAGUGCCUGCGUUUUCCAUCGAGUCCCUGCAGAAGAAUACCUACGUCAUGGCGCCACCGAAGACCCAGAAACAGCGCUACAUGAUCCAGCCGAAGGCCACCUCCUUCCGGAUGUACUACGAGCGGGGCGAUCUGCCGAUCAAGAUGGAGUACCUGACCGGGGGCGACAAGAUCGCCUGGACCGUGGACAUCGACAAGCUCGACUACGGCCUGUACCUGCCGCUGUUCUUCGACGGCCUCUCGGAGACGCGCCACCCGUACAAAACGUACGCCCGGCAGGGUGUCCAGGACCUGCUGGCCCACGGUGGCGACAAGAUCUAUCCCGUCAUUCCGCAGCUAAUUAUCCCCAUCAAGAAUGCGCUCAACACGCGCAACAUGGAAGUUAUGUGCGUCACGCUCAAAAUCAUCCAGCAGCUCGUGAUGUCGUCCGAUUUGAUAGGGCCGGCCCUGGUACCGUUCUACCGCCAGCUGCUGCCAAUGUUUAACGCGUACAAGGUGAAGAACAUUAACUCCGGUGACGCCAUCGAUUACGGCCAGAAGAACAACAUGAACGUGGGCGACCUGAUUGACGAGACGCUCCAGGUGCUGGAACGCCACGGGGGCGAGGACGCGUUCAUCAACAUCAAGUACAUGGUCCCGACGUACGAGUCCUGCUACCUGAACUGA